AUGAAUAUAACUCCUCAUGGUCUUUUGUUAUUCCGAAAAAUCCGCAACACUUCCGCUUUUAAAUAUACUAUAUCUAGAUUUCAUAAAGAAAACACGGCAGAGCAUUCGCCAUAUCUUUAUUCGAUUAAUAUGACUACCCGUUUAAUUAAUCGUAAAAUAAAUCAGGGUGUUGCCAAUAAAUUCUGA
Messenger RNA from Funneliformis caledonium, 186 nucleotides. The record is from the annotation of a GenBank genome assembly. NCBI's taxonomy places the organism in Eukaryota, Fungi, Glomeromycota, Glomeromycetes, Glomerales, Glomeraceae.